Clupea harengus (Atlantic herring) is the source of this 1378-nucleotide messenger RNA. It is a transcript of the gene bicdl2l, whose product is annotated as bicaudal-D-related protein 2-like. Lineage: Eukaryota; Metazoa; Chordata; Actinopteri; Clupeiformes; Clupeidae. Gene Ontology annotation, biological process: vesicle transport along microtubule; Golgi to secretory granule transport. The record is from RefSeq and is a predicted model, not a curated record.
GGUACGCUGGCAUUUCUCUUGUCUCUCUCGCACACGUCCGUGCGCUGUGGUAGUUGUUGAAGAGCCCAUGAUGGACUCAGUUGCUUUGCCUGAGACAGAGGACCAGCCUGAGACUGAGGUCUGUGUCGGGCAAAAUGUCUGCACACCUCGGACCAUACUAGAGGGACUGGUGGCACCGAGGCACUUUGGAAAACCCAGCCUGGCUGCUCCGGGGGAAGGAGUGGAGAUUGUUGUCCCAGACGCUGAAGGUUUGAGCUCUCUUCAGUCACCGCAGCGUGAAGAACUGAAGGAGUCAGACUCGACAGAAAACGAUGUUGGACAUGUUCUCCAAGAGAACCGUGUUCUGUCAGAGGAGAGUGAGGACCCUGUGCCACAGGCAGAGGACAGUUUCGGGCCUGCCAUGAGCUCUCCACUCAGGCACUAUAUUGAUGGGACUGUGCCUGAUCUGCUGAGGAGUGGGAGCCCCCUGCAAAGGAGAGUGUCCAGUCCAGUGUCUAACACCCUAAAGGUGGUCCGUCGGGAGGUGGAGCUAUCUCGGCGGAGGAGCCUCAAGCUAAAAGCACAGGUGGAGAAACUCCAUAACCGGAGUACCUCGGACUGGACCCAGCAGAGACCACAGGUGACAGAGGAGGUUCAGUCUCUUCUGAAGCUUCUGCUUCCUCUAACGGACGUGGAUCCGACCCAGCCGGGCUCCUCUGGUUCUGAGGAUCCUCUUGAUGUGGCCCUGAGCCAGCUGCAGAAGGUGGCCCGCGUCCUGGCCCUGAACCACACCAAGGGAAAUACUGAAGAUGGGGACAGUGCUGUUCUACAACAGGCCUUACGAGACAGAGACCAAGCAGUCACAAAGAAGAAAGCCAUGGAGAGGGAGCUGCUGAACAGCAAGACGGAGAUGAUGAACAUGAACAACCAGCUGCUGGAGGCGGUGCAGCACCGGCUGGAGCUCUCUCUGGAGCUAGAGGCCUGGAAGGAGGACUUCCAGCUGCUCCUCCAGCAGCAGGUGUUGUCUCAGCAGGCUCAGGCUCAGGCUCAGGCUGAGCAGUCUCAGAAGAAGGGUGGCCUGCUGGGGUCGUUUGGUAGAAAGACAGGCAAAGCCUCUCCCAAAACCCCCCCAUCCCCUUCCCCCGCUCGCCUGACCCCUGCUGCUGCUGCGGCCCCCGCCGUGAGCACGGCCAAAGCACCUGCGGAGAGAGAGGCCCCAAACCGCUGGAGGGUGAAUUUCAGGCGAGGUCGCACCAGCAAAGGGCCUGACAACACCACAAAACCAGAGGACAACAGUAAAAAACAAUACCUCACACAACCAUCAGGGGGCAGGAGAGAGAGCCAAUUCCACACUGUCUCUCUGGACUGAGUAAACAACAUGUACAGAUGUGAUUGAAGA